AACCUGACAGCAGGAAUGCGUCCUGCAGGCCUUCACACGUCUUCAGCUAACAGAUAAGAGAUCCUCCGCCAGGCUGAGAGAAGCAGCCAGAUCUGCUGAGAGGAAAUGAGAGGAUACCGAGGCGUAAAGUACACUCUGUUCAUCUGCUGCUACGUCUUCUGGGUUGUGAGCGCCGUCCUCACAGCGGUCGGGAUCUACGCCAAGAUCGCCAAGGAGAACGAUGUGGUUGACACCCUGACAUUAGAUCCAGCUCUGCUGUUGAUCGUGGUCGGCUCCAUGAUGUUUCUCAUCACGAUCCUGGGGUGUUUCGGGGCGCUGCGUAACGCCCCCUGCCUGCUGAAGACGUUUUUGGGGAUCCUGCUAACGGUCCUCGUCCUGCAGAUCGCUGCUGGAGUCGUGGGGUACCUCUUCACCGACAUGGUGAUGGAGAGGACGGAGAAGCUGAUGAUGAAAGCCAUCGUCCGCUACAGGGAGGACCAGGACCUGGAGAACGCUAUCGACUUCAUCCAGAAGAAGUUUCAGUGCUGUGGAGUUGAGAACUUUAAGGACUGGUCCAAUAACGUCUACUUUGAAUGCUCAGACACAAACCCCAGUCUGGAGGCCUGUGGAGUUCCCUUCUCCUGCUGCGUUCGCCAACAGAACCAGACGGUGCUGAACACCAUGUGUGGUUAUGGGAAGCAGAGGCAGAAGCUGGAGGCGCGUUACGGCGUUCAGGGCAUCUUCCCGUCGGGCUGCCUGGAGAAGAUCGUCUGGUGGGCCAAAAACAACCUUCUGCUGGUGGCCGGGCUGACCGGCGGUCUGCUGCUGCUAGAGGUCCUCAUGAUCAGCCUGGCCGCCGCUCAGAUCUCCUGGAUUAAGAAAGUCCAACGACAACAAAACGCUCCCAAGAGCCGAAAGACGGAGAGAAAGGACAGCUACUGGUACCCUGCUUUCAAAGACUUCAACGACGACGAAAACAACUUGUGAGAGAGAUGGAGACGAUGGGGGUACGUGUCCCCCUAGGGUUACUUUGGAGGACUGCAGGGAGUACGUGUCCCCCUAGGGUUACUUUGGAGGA
Molecule: messenger RNA, 1057 nt
Organism: Sander lucioperca (pikeperch)
Lineage: Eukaryota; Metazoa; Chordata; Actinopteri; Perciformes; Percidae
Exons: 8
Coding region: 106-966 (286 amino acids)
Cellular component (GO): membrane
Source: RefSeq, a predicted model, not a curated record